AUGGGGCCUAAACGGGCGACGGGUUACAGGCGUGUGGGUGCGGGGCGCACCCAGGCGCCCACCACGCGAGGGGAGGCGAGGCCGGGCGGGGCUGUGCCCGGCGGGGGCGAGGCCACGGAGGGGCGGCGCUGGGGCGCGGGCACUGCGGCACGGGAGGGGCCGGCGGCGGAGGGCGCGGGCGCAGUGGCACAGGCGAGGGCGCAGGCUGGGGGUUGCAGCCACAGCGCUGCAGGCGGAGGCAGGGCCUGGCAGCGGCCGGAGACGAGCGCUGCAGCGGCGGAAGCAGCGGCGAGCAGAGGAGUAGGGCGGGCGAGGCCAGCGCAUGCGCGCAGGAGCGGGGCGCGCGCGUGGGAGGCCAGAUGCGCCGGACAUGGCCGAGGGAUGGGCGCAUCAACCGGGACGACGUCCGACGGCGCCGCCGUGCGGGAUUCGGCGUCCGGCGACCAAACCGAGCGCCGCGAGCACCUACAGAAUGGGGAGGCCCGCGCGCGUCCAACUGCACCAGCGACAGCGGCUAGGGUGGUCGGAAAUUACCGUGGCAACAAUGACGGGCGGUGGCCGGAGCUAGAACUCGGCAAGGUCGACCGCAAGGGGCAAGGGUCGGUGGCGGGGCUGCUUGCGAGCGCGCGUCAGGCUCCUAGGAACCCUAGGAGCUCGACGGUGAGCAUCAGCUGCGCGUGA
This is a messenger RNA of Aegilops tauschii subsp. strangulata, 681 nucleotides long. The record is from RefSeq and is a predicted model, not a curated record. Lineage: Eukaryota; Viridiplantae; Streptophyta; Magnoliopsida; Poales; Poaceae.